Molecule: messenger RNA, 1311 nt
Organism: Calypte anna (Anna's hummingbird)
Lineage: Eukaryota; Metazoa; Chordata; Aves; Apodiformes; Trochilidae
Gene: POU3F2
Product: POU class 3 homeobox 2
Exons: 1
Coding region: 1-1311 (436 amino acids)
Biological process (GO): regulation of transcription by RNA polymerase II; brain development
Cellular component (GO): nucleus
Molecular function (GO): RNA polymerase II cis-regulatory region sequence-specific DNA binding; DNA-binding transcription factor activity, RNA polymerase II-specific
Source: RefSeq, a predicted model, not a curated record
AUGGCGACCGCAGCCUCCAACCACUACAGCCUGCUCGCCUCCGGCUCCCCCAUGGUGCACGCCGAGCCGCCCGGCGGCAUGCAGCCCGGCGGCGGCUACCGCGACGCCGGCGCCCUGGUGCAGGCGGACUACGCGCUGCAGAGCAACGGGCACCCGCUGAGCCACGCUCACCAGUGGAUCGCGGCGCUGUCCCACGGCGGCCCCGGCGGCGGCGGCGGCGGCGGCGGCGGGGGCGGCGGCGGCGGCGGCGGCGGCGAGGCGCCCUGGUCGGCGGGCGCGCUGGGCCAGCCCGACAUCAAGCCGGCGGUGGUGCAGGCGGGCGGGCGCGGCGACGAGCUCCCGCCGCCGCCGCAGCACCCGCCGCCGGGGCGGGCGCCGCACCUGGUGCACCACGGCGGCGGCGGCGGGCACCACGCGGCGGCCGCGGCGGCGGCGGCGGCGGCGGCGUGGCGGGCGGGCGGCGCGGCGCACCUGCCGCCCGGCAUGGCCGCGGCCAACGGCGCGCAGGCGGGGCUGCUGUACUCCCAGCCGCCCGGCUUCACCGUCAACGGGAUGCUGGGCGCCGCGCAGCCGGCCCUGCACCACCACGGCCUGCGCGACGCCCACGAGGAGCCGCCGCCGGGGCCGCCCGGGCCGCCGCACCACGGAGCCGAGCACCCGCCGCCGCCCCACGGCCCCCACCCCGGGGCGGGAGGGCCGGCGCCCACCGCCUCCGCCGCCGCGCCCCCCGGGCCGCCGCCGCACCACGACCCGCACUCGGACGAGGACACGCCGACCUCGGACGACCUGGAGCAGUUCGCCAAGCAGUUCAAGCAGCGGCGCAUCAAACUGGGAUUUACCCAAGCGGACGUGGGGCUGGCGCUGGGCACCCUCUACGGCAACGUCUUCUCGCAGACCACCAUCUGCCGCUUCGAGGCCCUGCAGCUCAGCUUCAAGAACAUGUGCAAGCUGAAGCCUUUGUUGAACAAGUGGUUGGAGGAGGCGGACUCCUCCUCGGGCAGCCCCACCAGCAUAGACAAGAUCGCGGCGCAGGGCCGCAAGCGGAAAAAGCGCACCUCCAUCGAGGUGAGCGUCAAGGGCGCGCUGGAGAGCCACUUCCUCAAGUGCCCCAAGCCCUCCGCCCAGGAGAUAACCUCGCUCGCGGACAGCCUACAGCUGGAGAAGGAGGUGGUGAGAGUGUGGUUUUGUAACAGGAGACAGAAAGAGAAGCGCAUGACUCCCCCGGGAGGGACGCUGCCGGGCGCCGAGGACGUGUACGGGGCCAGCAGGGACACGCCGCCGCACCACGGGGUGCAGACCCCCGUGCAGUGA